AUAGCUGAAGCAGACAGCAAACGGACCCUAACAAUACGUCGACCACAACAAAUAUCCGGACGUUUAUCAAAAUGCUGCCAGCACUGGUGUUUCUUCUGUCCCUAUCAGGAAUCUACGGUGAACCAGAAACAGUGAGGGACAACUUCGACUACUUCAGUUACGGUUCUAAUGACGAUAUUCUUAAAAACUUGGAUCUCCAUUUGCCGAAAGAUGAAAUAGUUUUGAGACCUCAAGAAGUGAAGGACUGGCCUCAAACAUCUUUGAACGUAGGGCAAAUAACCGCUGUCUCCAUAAACUCUUUGGGACAACCCGUGAUAUUUCACAGAGCUGAACGAGUAUGGGACGAGAGCACCUUCAACGAAUCCAAUGCUUAUCAGAACUUGGACAAAGGGCCUAUUAUAGAAGACACGAUCCUGGUUCUCGAUCCUCACACAGGGUCUGUACUUCACAGUUGGGGCGCCUAUGCCUUCUACAUGCCUCAUGGUCUCACCGUAGACCAUCAUGAUAAUGUCUGGGUCACUGAUGUCGCCAAACAUCAAGUUUUUAAGUACACCCCAAACAACCACAAAUACCCAAGCCUGACUAUUGGAGAAGCGUUUACAGCUGGCUUCCCCUACAGACGACGAGUGUUACUCUGCAUGCCAACCUCUGUCGCUGUUGCCACUACCGGAGAAAUAUUCGUCGCUGAUGGCUAUUGCAACAACCAGAUACUCAAGUUCAAUGCAGCUGGGAAACUAUUGUUGGCUAUACCUUCAUAUUCGGACUCUAUGACCUUGAACCUCCCACAUAGCGUGACUUUGCUGGAGCAUUUGGACAUUGUGUGUGUGGCAGACAGGGAGAAUAUGAGGAUCGUUUGCCCGAAAGCAGGUCUGAAGAGCUAUGUGAAAAUGUUUGAGCCGGCCACUGUGAUUGAGGAUCCUACUUUGGGUAGGGUGUUUGCUGUGGCUUCGCAUGGUGACACGAUCUAUGCUGUGAACGGACCAACGUCCCAGAAUAUUGCCGUCCGAGGGUUUACUGUGAAUGCGCUUUAUGGAAACAUCUUGGACACAUGGGAACCCACAACUGGAUUCACGAACCCUCACUCGUUGGCUGUCACACGGAACGGAUCUCACCUCUACGUCACAGAGAUUGGGCCCAACAAGAUUUGGAAGUUCGAAUUGACAGAUGUAUAUGAUAAGAAGUAAACCGUCUAUUAGAACAAAUAUAGAGCUAUGUUUAUCAACUUCAGAGUAUAAUAGAUAAAUUGCUUGACGGUGAAUCAAAUUCGCCUGAAUAUAGGAAAGAGAUGCGAUAUGUAAAUGAAGAUUGUAGGAACGUAAUACCUGCUCAUGUAUUAAUUAAUUAUCCGCAUUUAACCAAAAAAUCUGGUAGAUCUUGUAAGUUAGGCGUAUUGUUUCAAAAUGCUUUGAUAGCUCACCCAACCAUGGCUAAUCAUAGAGAGAGAUAACUUGCUUCUUCAUAACAUGUACUAGAUUCUGUAGUAUUUACAUAAACUACUUUAAACUUAUAUUUAAAGGUUCCUGCCAUAUUGGCUCAUGUAACGAAAAUAUGUAUGUAUGAUAGUUGUAAAGAGAAUUGUUUAUUUAAUAUUAAUUAAAGGGCCAAUAUAAAAACACGCACAGAAAAUAAAUUAAUUGACCCCUCAUUAUUUUUAUUGGGACUAGACUGCUAUAGACUGCUAUAGACUGCUAUAGACGAGUGUACUUUACGAAACUAACUACAGACGAAACAAUGUCUUCCUGUGAACGAAUAAGACUUGAUUUUCCUCAAAUAAUAUCUUAUCCUCUUGUGCAAACGUCUUUAGCAGUAAGAAUGCAAAUGUUUAUUUAUUUUGUCAAAAAAGUUACUUAACUUCUAGGGCGCAAUCUUUAAUAUUGUAGUGAUUCUUCUAGUACUUCAAAAUUAUAGUAUUAAAUAAUAUGGACCAAAUUGGCAUGUUCAUAAAAAAAUUAAACAAAAAUUCGGUAGGUACAGAAAAAUAAAAUUUAGAAAAUCAAUUUAUCUAAAUUUAAAGUGAUGUUUUAUUUGUUUAAAGCGAAUAUCAAUAAAUAAAGUAUUUUCAUGUAUUAUUAGAAUAGAUACAUAAACGACAUUAUUGGUUAAAUGUUUAUUUUAUAUCAUAGUUUAAAAAACAUCCAUAACUUAAUAAAAUUACCUGUAUUACAAUAAUUAAAACUUAUUGUGUAUAUACAAUUACUUAAAUAGGAAUGAACUAGACACACUAUGACUUUGUCACUUCUGCUUAUCACUUUGAAUACAAUACAUACCUUCAAACCGUUUUCUUUUUCAUAACCUUCAUAAAGAGCACCAUGUCUGUGAAAUAAAAUAACACUGAAUUGAAAAAAAUAUAAAUUAGAAUCAUCA
Molecule: messenger RNA, 2364 nt
Organism: Helicoverpa zea (corn earworm)
Lineage: Eukaryota; Metazoa; Arthropoda; Insecta; Lepidoptera; Noctuidae
Product: peptidyl-alpha-hydroxyglycine alpha-amidating lyase 2-like
Exons: 5
Coding region: 72-1184 (370 amino acids)
Biological process (GO): peptide metabolic process
Cellular component (GO): membrane; extracellular region
Molecular function (GO): protein binding; catalytic activity
Source: RefSeq, a predicted model, not a curated record